ACUUGAGGUUCCCUUUUCUGACGCUUGUUGGCCCAGGAAGAAGCCAAGAACAGCCACCACACGGGUCACGGACAGUGCGACGGAGGAAAGAAGAAGUGGCCCGGCCCUGCAUCCCUGGUACCUGCCUGGACCCGUGGACCUGUCCCCAGCGCUUUACUGCGUGCACAGUAACCCACCAGUGACUGCCCACUUGGCAACCGCACCUGCCUUUUCACACUGACCACCCUCUUACGCCGCUCCAGCUCGAAUACGAGUCUUGUUUUUCUGACCUCCCGCUCGUUCCACUCCAAUGACCACCCCCCUCAAAACCUAUCCCAACUCAUCCUUCACUUCAUAAAAACCAUUCACUCGCUUUUCCCUAUCGUCACCUUUGGUUCCUUCCUCUCGUUCUACUCUGAGUGAUUUCCGCGUCACAAUCAACAAAAAAUCGCCUUUUACCUUUUUUCAACCUACCGGUCGUUCCCGCCCUCCCACCUUGACCCGUGCCGCCCUCCUAUUUUCAUACCCACCCGGCACGUAAGAACUUUCCGAGAAUUCCAGACGAACCGACUCGACUCAUCUCAGAACCCUGUGUCUUCGACACCACCACGAAAGAAUUUGGUUGUCGGCACACAAACGAACGAUUCUUCAAUUUAUCUGGCCGACCGAGAGAACUAUUUCUACAGUCGGCUGACUUGAUAUAUCAUUCUUGAAGCACCACCAGCAUACUGGGAAACUCGUCAUCCACCAAAGUCAUAAUGCAUCCCCAACGCGCUGUUCAGGUCCUCGCCCUCGCCUCGGUCGCUCAGGCGUCAUGGUUCAACUUCAACAAAGCCGAGCCCCGCGAUGGCCUUAUUAAGAGACAGUCAGGAACCGCCAGCGGUGCCGAGACUACAUCGACUGCCGCUGCUCAAACCACCACAUCUGCUGCUGCCGUAACUACAACAACGACUGCUGCUCCGGUCACCAGCACCACCGUCGCCGUUGUCACUACCACAUCUCCCGCUGCCGACCCGACCACAUCCGCCAAUGCGCCUGCAUCAAGCACAACACCGGGAGCCACGGCUGCUCCUACAACCCUGAAGACUAGCACCACAUCUGCUGGCAGCAACAACGACGAGACCACCAGCGCAAGUGCCGCUUCCUCCACCCACUCCACUACCGCCGAGCCCGUUACCUCCACCAUCAAGACCGUCAUCACCACCACCAACUCCGCUGGUGUCGCAACUUCCUUCACCUCUGAGGCCACCGUCACAAGCACGCCCGGUCUUAAUGAGGCAAACUCUGGAGACUCAUCUUCUGGCAUGUCGUCCGAGACUCGCAAGACUGUCAUUGGUGUCGUUGUUGGUGUCGGCGGUGCCAUUGUCCUCGGUGCCCUGGGCUUCGUUGCCUGGAGAAUUUGGGGCAAGAAGAAGCAGGCUGAGGAGAACGAUGGCCUUAUGGAGUACAACAACCAGUACGGCAACGAGCCCAAGAACGAGAUCGGUAGCGCCCAGGGAUCUGGCUCCGGCCGUACCCCCUUCCAGUCGACUCUCGAAAGCUACCACGCGCCUAACCAACAAGUCAAUGCAUCGUCCAACUUUUAAAUAUGUUUGUUGUUGCGACUUCCAAUGAUUGUUUCUUGCGGCAGAAAGCGUUGAUUCCCCAGUCCUUUCCACACGGAUACCACACUCCUUGAUUUCUCUUUUUACUCAUUUGUUACGGCUGGCCUUUCCACCAGUCAUGUGGAGUUUAGGGCCGCCAGAUCAUCAUGGCAGGCAUGGUUGCAUAUCGCAAGGUCUUCGGACUAAUGGAUAGAAAUAUGUACAUAGAGGGCUGAAAAUUACUCUUCUUUGUCGGCUGGGCUUAGGAUGAUCACUUCACUGGACUAGCGUGGGCUUCAAACGAGUCGCGCAUCAGGACAGGGCAUCGAUACCAGCAAAGACGCACGGCAGAGACCGCAACAAGCAAGUCUGAUAGGCAGCCUUCUAGGCCCGUCGGCUUGUACGUACGUUAAGAUACAACUUUAAUAUCAGGACCACCAACUCUUAAACAAUUCAAACAUUGAAAGGCAAAGAAGAAGCACAUACCAC
Molecule: messenger RNA, 2051 nt
Organism: Colletotrichum scovillei
Lineage: Eukaryota; Fungi; Ascomycota; Sordariomycetes; Glomerellales; Glomerellaceae
Exons: 1
Coding region: 738-1565 (275 amino acids)
Source: RefSeq, a predicted model, not a curated record